GUGCCAACGGGAUGAGCCGCCCCGGUGGCCUCGGCACCCGCGGGCCCUGCGGCCGUGCCGGCGCCCGGGGCACUCCCGAAUCCCGAGUCCUGGCGCCUCUCCAUCCGCCCUCCUGCCCUGGGUCCCCGGGCGGGACGGGGCGAGACCCCGCGGCGGCCCCAGCCGUGGCCCUGGUCCCAGCCCCAGCCCGGCCCCGCCGGCAGGCACGGGCCCCCCCGACGCCUCCCCCCCGCAGCCCCCCCGGGUGCCUCUGCGGGAAGGCGGCUGGUUGCUGCAGCUGUGCCGCAGCCGCGGCGCCGGCCAGAAGGGCGCGGAGAUAAGAGAAGAAAACUUUAUAUGGAGAAAGCGCUGCUCGCGGUGCCGGUGCCGCGGCCCCUCUCCUCCCCCGGCGCUAGAAACUCCCCGGGGACGCGGGAGCGCGCGGGGGCCCCGGCCGGAGGGGCUGCACCGCCGGAGCGUGUCCCCCCGUCCCCCCCGUGCCCCCGUGCAUGCUCCCGCCUGCAGCGCGGCCGCCCGCGCUCGGCCCCGCCGCGCUUUUUCUGUCCUUGUUGUUUUAAAUAGGUGGGACCCAAACCGCCCGGUUUCCUGGAAACUCUGUUUUUCCUCCCUCCGCCGCCGUCCCGCCGGGGGUGUGCGCUGCGCCGGCUAUAUAAGCGGCAGAGCGGGGGCUGCAGAAGGGCAGCAGCACUGGUCCCGCCCGGCCCCCGGCCCCCACUGAGCCCCGCGCCGCCGGCCCGCGCUGGACACCAUGGCGGAAGAGCUGCUGCUGGAGGCCUGCGACCUGCAGCGCGAGAGCAACGGCCAGGCGCACCGCACCGGUGCCGCGGGCGGCCGGGAGCUGGUGGUGCGGCGCGGGCAGCCCUUCGCCCUCACCCUGCGCUUCGCCGGCCGCGGCUACGAGGAGGGGGUGCACAAGCUCGCCUUCAACGUCGAGACGGGGCCCUGCCCGGCGGAGGCGGCGGGCACCAAGGCCCGCUUCCCCGUCACCGACUUCCCGGACGAGGCGAGCUGGAGCGCGGUGCUGCAGGAGCAGGACGGUGCCUCGCUCUCGCUGUCGCUCUGCUCGCCGCCCGCCGCCCCCGUCGGCCGCUACAGCCUCACGCUGGAGGCCGCCACCGACUACCAGGGCACCAGCUUCAGCCUCGGAGACUUCGUGCUGCUCUUCAACCCCUGGCACCCAGAGGACGCGGUCUUCCUGCGGGACGAGGACGAGCGCGGCGAGUACGUGCUGUCGCAGCAGGGACUCAUCUACCAGGGCGCCCGGGACUACAUCACCGCCAGCCCCUGGAACUUCGGCCAGUUCGAGGAUGACGUCCUGGCCAUCUGCCUCAAGCUGCUGGACACCAACCCCAAGUUCCUGCGGGACCAGAGCCGGGACUGCUCCCGCCGCAACGACCCGGUCUACAUCGGCAGGGUGGUGAGCGCCAUGGUGAACUGCAACGACAGGGACGGCGGGGUGCUGGCGGGGCGGUGGGACAACCAGUACGAGGACGGCACGAGCCCCAUGGCCUGGCUCGGCAGCGCGGACAUCCUGCGGCGGUGGGAGCAGUGUGGCUGCCAGCCCGUCAAGUACGGCCAGUGCUGGGUGUUCGCGGCCGUGGCCUGCACCGUGCUGCGGUGCCUGGGCGUCCCCAGCCGCGUGGUCACCAACUACAACUCUGCCCACGACACCAACGGCAACCUGGUCAUCGACCGCUACCUGAGCGAGACGGGCGAGGACGAGCGGCGCUCCAAGGACAUGGUGUGGAACUUCCACUGCUGGGUGGAGGCGUGGAUGAGGCGCCCGGACCUGGCGCCCGGCUACGACGGCUGGCAGGUGCUGGACCCGACCCCGCAGGAGAAGAGCGAAGGGGUUUACUGCUGCGGGCCGGCGCCCGUCAAGGCCGUCAAGGAGGCAGAGCUGCAGCUGCGGUACGACAUCCCCUUCGUCUUCGCCGAGGUCAACGCCGACGUGGUCUACUGGGUGGUCACGCAGGACGGCUCCGAGAAGAGGACCACGCACUCCUCCUUCGUGGGCAAGAACAUCAGCACCAAGAGCGUGGGCCGCGACAGCAGGGAGGACAUAACCCACCUCUACAAGUACCCGGAGGGGUCCGAGAAGGAGCGAGAAGUGUUUGCCAAAGCGGAGCACGAGAAGAGCUACACCUCGGAGGAGGACGAGGGCUUGCACCUCAAGAUCAAGCUGUCGGAGGGCGCCAACAACGGCUGCGACUUCGACGUCUUCGCGGUCGUCCGCAACAACACGGACGCGGAGCGCGUUUGCAGGCUCAUGAUCUGCGCCCGGACCGCCAGCUACAACGGCACCGCGGGGCCCCAGUGCGGCAUGAAGGACCUGCUGAACGUCACGCUCGCGCCCCGCGCAGAGACGCGGGUGCCCCUGCGCGUCAUCUACGAGCAGUACGGCGCCCACCUCACCCAGGACAACCUCAUCAAGGUGGUGGCCCUGCUCACCGAGUACCAGAGCGGGGACGUGGUGCUGGCCGUCCGGGACGUCUACGUGCAGAACCCGGAGAUCCGCAUCCGGGUUUUAGGGGAGCCGAUGCAGGGGCGGAAGCUGGUGGCCGAGGUCACGCUGACGAACCCGCUGGGCACCGCGCUCAGCGACUGCGUCUUCGCCGUGGAGGGCGCCGGCCUCACCCAGGGGCAGCGGCUCCAGCGCCUGCAGGAGCCCGUGGAGCCCGGCGCCGAGGCCAGGGCGCGGGUGGACCUGGUGCCCCAGCAGCCCGGCCUGCACAAGCUCGUGGUGGACUUCGAGAGCGACAAGCUGAGGGGGGUGAAGGGCUACCGCAACGUCAUCGUCGCCCCCCCGCCCAAGUGAGCCGGCUGCCCCGGCCCCCCGGGCCCCGCCGGCCGCCCCAGCGCGGGCGGGCAGCGGGGACCAGCCGGGGGAGAGGGGCCGAGGGGCUCCCCGCGGGCAGCCCCCCGCCCCAACAAGCACCGAGCCAGGGGCGCCUGCAGGGAGCCUUCCUCCUCCUCCUCCUCCUGCUGCCGCCGCCCCGGGGAUGCGCAGCCGGGCGGCUCGCAGGGACCCCGGUGCUCCGGCAGCAGCGAGGAGCUCGCAGGGACCUGGCUGCGUCCCCUGGAGAGGGGGGGCCGACGCCACCCGCCCCAGGGCCCCCCGGGGAGCAGGGGGGAUUUCAUAGAGCCAACAGCAGCGAGACGAUCUGCCCUGGCAGCAGCACUCGUUUAUGCCAGUUAAAAUUCUCCGUGCGCUAUAUACCUGCCUAGCCUAACUAUUUAUAGCUCUACCCACGCAUCCAUAUCCAUCCAUAUCCAUCCGCUGCCUGUAACCCCGCCGCACGGGUCAAGCCGGCAUUCGCUUCUCUAACUCUUCCCAUCGCCGCAAACACCGCACUGUGAAGAACGGGACGUUACGUCGACAUGAAUUAACUAUGCGAGCACUGAAUAAAAACUCUUUUUCACUUCCAAA
This is a messenger RNA of Dromaius novaehollandiae (emu), 3430 nucleotides long. It is a transcript of the gene TGM2, whose product is annotated as transglutaminase 2. Gene Ontology annotation, biological process: peptide cross-linking. Gene Ontology annotation, molecular function: protein-glutamine gamma-glutamyltransferase activity. Gene Ontology annotation, cellular component: mitochondrion. NCBI's taxonomy places the organism in Eukaryota, Metazoa, Chordata, Aves, Casuariiformes, Dromaiidae. Bases 749 to 2818 code for a protein of 689 amino acids. The record is from RefSeq and is a predicted model, not a curated record. The transcript is spliced from 13 exons.